Molecule: messenger RNA, 2187 nt
Organism: Ornithorhynchus anatinus (platypus)
Lineage: Eukaryota; Metazoa; Chordata; Mammalia; Monotremata; Ornithorhynchidae
Exons: 12
Biological process (GO): T cell activation
Cellular component (GO): external side of plasma membrane
Source: RefSeq, a predicted model, not a curated record
AUGGAUCUGAUCAGGGCCGCGGGAGGUUCGGUCGCCUUCCCCCUGCCCGUCCCGGCCGGACUCCGGGUCAGGAGCGUCGUCUGGGCGUCGCACACGACGUCGGCCGUGGCGAGUCGGGGACCCCCGGGACAUUCGGACCCGCUUCGGGCGGCGAAUUUCCGAUUUUCCGGACGGACGGACCUACCGGACGAGGACCCGUCCCUGCGGAUCGGCGCCCUGACCCCGGAAGACGCCGGGGUCCACACGGCCGACGCUUCCUACAUCUUCCGCUACAGCCCGAGGGUCUUCGACCCUCCCCCGGGCUACACCUGCACGGCCACCAACCCCGUCAGCAGCGGGUCCCGCACCGUCUCCGCCGACCGGAUCCUCUGUCCAGCCGGAAGCCCGCGGGGCACCUCCCGACCCUCCCGGCCCCGGCCUUCCCGCCGCUCGCUCUGGUCCCUGGCGGGAGCCUGCUCUUCCUCUAGGAUCCGCCGGAAACGAAAGGCCAGAGGAUCGACGGUCGGGACGGCGGCGGAGACGCCGGCGGUGGCCACGGUGUCCGUCCGGUGCGAGCCGGUCCCCCGGAGGGACCCCGCGGGAGGCCCCGCGGCCGCGAAAAGCACUCCGGCUACCCCCCGACUGGCCAAGAAGGGCCAGCGACCGAGCGUCCCCCAGAAACCGGCCUCCGCCGGGUCUCGCCCCUACCGCAACCUCACCCGAGCCGAGGACCGUCCCGCCCGGGAAAGAGAAGGAAGGGCCCUCCCCGCCUUCCGCCUGGACGACGCUACCGACGACGCGCGGAGACCGCCGGCCCGCGAGGCCGGCCCCCGGUCCGUCGUCCGACGGCGCGGGCGGGAGGCGGAAACCGCUCCCUUUCAUAUUUCCCGUCCGUCGCCCUCCCCGCGGCCGGCUGAGUCGCCCGGGGCUCAGGGCGGGCACGACGGCCGCGAGGCCCAUCUCGGGGGUCCCGCCGCCUCCUCCUCCUCCCCCGUCAUGGCCCCCGACCACCGGCUUGGGCUCCUGCUCCUCCUCUGCCCGUGGCCCGGGUCGCCGGAGGAGCCCUCGGUCUCGAUCGGGUCCACGGUGUCCGAGAGCGGCGUCUGCGACGCCACGCUGACCUGCUCCCUGGCCGGAGCCGGCGUGACUCUCGGCUGGACGUCCUCGAGGGCCACCGUGCCCUCCGAAGGCCCCGUCCUCAACGUCUCCCGCUCCCUGUGCGACGUCCGGGACCUGAGCUACACGUGCACGGCCAGGACCCCCGCCGGCAACGCCUCGCGCACCGUCCCGGCCGAGCGGCUCUGUACAGGGCCGGCGACCCCCGGAGGACCCUCGACCUUGGUGACGGUGAUCGGGGCCGUGGGGUCGAAGGUCAAGCUGGGCCUGAACGUCUCGGAGCCGCGGGGGAGAGUGGUCUGGGUGUCCGCCCGCUCCGUGGUGACGGCGGAGCCCCCGGGCGCCCCUCCCGGGGCGACGGCGGCGGAGGGACGGGCCGAGGGGCGGCUGAGCGUCUCCCCGUCGGACCCGGGCCUGGAGGUCAGCGGGCUGGAGCCCCGGGACGCCGGGGUCUACCGAGCCUUCUCCUGCCCCGGACCCACCGCCCUGGGGGGCUUCCUCCUGAAGGUCUACCGUCGGCCGGGGGAGCCCUCGGUGACGGUGAACCCCGCGGCGUCUGACCGGGGCCACUGUACCUUCACCCUGACCUGCUCCGUGGCCGGGGGGGACGACGACGUGACCUUCAGCUGGACGCCCCCGGGGCCGGGGGCCACCCUGUCCCCCGCCGGCUCCGUCCUCGCCAUCUCCCGGAGGCCCGGGGACCCUCCCCGAGACUACACGUGCACGGUCACAAACCCCGUCGGCAACAACUCCCGCACCGUCCCCGCUGACCGGCUCCCCUGUCCAGGGAAUCGGAACCCCGAGGUCCAGCGUUCCCCGCUGCCCUGGAUCGCCGUCCUGGUCCUCGUCGUCUUCCCGCUGGUGCUCUUCCUGGCCUGGUACAUCCGGAAACAGCACAGGCAUUGCUCCUAUCUGCCCUCCGGAACCACCUGGACCACGAAUGCGGCAGAGACGGGGGAAAAUGAAAACACCCUGUGCCUGAUGGAGCACGGAGAAGGCCAGGAGAGCGGGACGGUGCCCGCCGGGCCCCCGCCGGCCCCCGCCAGCGGCCUGGGAGACCCCGGCGCCCACCCCGCCCUCCCGCCCGCCGCG